CCACCAGCCUUUGUAUAACUCCAUCAACAUGCGAGAAAUUGUACAUCUCCAAAUUGGACAAUGUGGCAACCAGAUUGGCUCAAAGUUUUGGGAAGUGAUCUGUGAAGAACAUGGCAUCAAUGCUGUAGGAAUCUAUGAAGGAGACUCCAGUUUACAGCUGGAGAGGGCCAAUGUCUACUUCAAUGAGGCUCAUGGUGGAAAAUACGUGCCCCGAGCUCUACUUGUUGAUCUGGAGCCAGGAACUAUGGACAGUGUCAGAGGAAGUCAAAUUGGUCCCCUUUUUAGACCUGAUAAUUUCAUUCAUGGAAACUCUGGAGCAGGGAACAACUGGGCAAAAGGCCACUACACUGAGGGGGCUGAGCUUGUGGAGCAGGUGAUAGACCGGGUGAGGAAUGAGAGUGAGAGCUGUGACUGCCUCCAGGGCUUCCAGCUGGUCCACUCUUUGGGCGGUGGCACCGGCUCAGGCAUGGGCACCCUAAUUAUCAACAAGAUCAGAGAAGAGUACCCAGACCGCAUCAUGAACAGCUUCAGUGUUAUGCCAUCACCAAAAGUUUCAGACACAGUUGUGGAACCCUACAAUGCCACAUUGUCCGUGCAUCAACUCCUGGAAAACACUGAUGAGACCUUCUGCAUCGACAAUGAAGCCCUCUAUGAUAUAUGCUUUCGUACACUGAAGCUCACAACGCCAACUUAUGGAGAUCUCAACCAUCUUGUCUCUUUGACAAUGAGCGGGGUAACUACUUCGCUCAGGUUUCCAGGGCAGCUCAAUGCAGAUUUGAGAAAGCUAGCCGUUAACAUGGUGCCAUUUCCCCGUCUUCAUUUCUUCAUGCCGGGCUUUGCCCCUUUAACUCCUCGUGGAAGCCAGCAGUAUAGAGCACUGACCGUUCCCGAGCUUACACAGCAAAUGUUUGAUGCACGCAAUAUGAUGACCGCAUGUGACCCCAGAAGAGGUCGCUACCUCACAGCGGCAGGUAUAUUUCGUGGACGUAUGUCAACUAAAGAAGUGGAUGAACAAAUGCUUGCAAUCCAACAGAAAAAUAGCAACUACUUUGUGGACUGGAUCCCUCAUAAUGUCAAGGUGGCUGUGUGUGAUAUCCCACCACGUGGUCUCAAAAUGUCAUCCACAUUCAUCGGCAAUAACACAGCAAUUCAAGAGAUAUUUAGACGGGUGGGUGAGCAGUUUUCACUCAUGUUUAGGCGCAAGGCGUUUCUGCAUUGGUACACUGGAGAAGGUAUGGAUGAAAUGGAGUUCACAGAAGCUGAGAACAACUUGAAUGACCUAGUGUCAGAGUACCAACAGUACCAAGAUGCUACAGCAGAAAUGGAUGGAGAUGGUGAGGAAGAGGAGGAGGAGGUGCCCUUUUCACGACCCGCAGCCAACGUGCAGCCCCAAAUGGAUGUUCGAUUGGAAACAGUGACUGAGAUAAGUGAGAUAAGUAAGGAGACAAUAGAGUCAUAG
Messenger RNA from Periophthalmus magnuspinnatus, 1459 nucleotides. It is a transcript of the gene tubb1, whose product is annotated as tubulin, beta 1 class VI. The transcript has 4 exons. Gene Ontology annotation, molecular function: GTPase activity; structural constituent of cytoskeleton; GTP binding. Lineage: Eukaryota; Metazoa; Chordata; Actinopteri; Gobiiformes; Gobiidae. The record is from RefSeq and is a predicted model, not a curated record. Bases 29 to 1459 code for a protein of 476 amino acids. Gene Ontology annotation, biological process: mitotic cell cycle; microtubule cytoskeleton organization. Gene Ontology annotation, cellular component: cytoplasm; microtubule.